GUGUGUCGCGUAGAAGUUUCGAUCAAAGCCCAAUAACACAACAAGGAAGAAGAGCAAUAGGAUUCAUUAAUUAUUUAGGCCCAAUAAUAAUAUUAUUAAUUCAUUUGCUUGAAAAUUCACAGAGGCGAAGAAAUUAUUGUGAAUGAUCCGUAGGAGGGAAACUCUCUCUGCCAAUCUGCUUAUUUUCCGGCAUUUUCUCCAGACGAAGUCCGAGCAUGUCGUCGGAGGAGAAGAAGGGAAAAUGAGGCUGUAUAAGAGCAGAGGUCAGCAUCUUCUGACCAACCCUCGAGUGCUGGACUCAAUCGUCCGAGUGUCCGACAUAAAAUCCGACGAUACCGUGCUGGAAAUCGGGCCGGGCACCGGGAAUCUCACGAUUAAGCUGCUUGAAUUAGCCAACAAUGUCGUCGCAGUCGAGAUCGAUAAUCGGAUGGUUGAUAGUCUGCGGAAACGCGCCGCCGCCGCAGGUGUCCAGGAACGCCUGAACAUCAUCAAUGGUGAUGCAUUGAAGACUGAGUUUCCACAAUUCAAUCUUGUUGUGGCCAACAUUCCUUACAACAUAUCCUCACCUCUGUUGGCCAAACUGGUAUACGGGGCAGCUACGAAUCCAUUCAGAAGUGCGACGCUAUUGCUGCAAAAAGAGUUUGCGCAGAGGCUACUAGCAAAGCCAGGCGACUCAGAGUACAACAGACUAGCGAUAAACAUGAAGCUCAUGGCAGAAGUCGAGUUUGUGAUGGACGUGAGCAAGAGGGACUUCGUGCCAUGCCCCAAGGUUGAUUCCUCCGUUGUGAAACUCUAUCCCAAAGCUGAGAUACCGGAUGUGAAUCUUGAGGAAUGGUGGGCAUUCACAAGAACUUGCUUCAACAACAAGAACAAAACGCUAGGUGCAACGUUCAAGCAGAAGAGGAAACUGAUGGAGCUGAUGAAAUUAUGCAGAGUUGAAGGGUUUUGUCAAGAUAGUGAUGAUCUUGAUGGAGAUGAUGAGUGCGAAACUAACGAGGGAAGCUCUCAGCCGCGGCUGGAGGUGGGAGAUGGGAUCAGCUCUUUUAAGGGGAGAAUCGUGGGCAUCUUGGAAUCAGGUGGUUAUGUGGAUAAGAGGCCGGCAAAACUGUCUCACGGUGAUCUUCUGCAUUUAUUGUCUCUGUUUAAUGAUGCUGGCAUAUUUUUUCACGAUCAAGCUAAGGCAAUUGGUAGGUGCAGUGUUGUUGCGGAAGCAGGUUUUGAUGGUCUGCUGUAGCAGUGGCUAGUUCACGAGGAAGAAAAUACUCUAGUGUUCUUUCUGCUGAUUAUGACACGAGCUUUUAGCUUUAGCCUUUAGAAGUUUAAGAUUUUGUAUUGUGCUCAGUAGCUUGCUCUUAAGCUUAUGAGAGUAUGAGUUUUUAGCAAGACAAGUGGUUUUGAUUUGAGCUGAGUUGAUAAAUUAGUUGGUAUAUAGAUUAUGGUUUCCUACUCGUGGAACCUUUGAGGAAAGG
Molecule: messenger RNA, 1469 nt
Organism: Salvia miltiorrhiza (redroot sage)
Lineage: Eukaryota; Viridiplantae; Streptophyta; Magnoliopsida; Lamiales; Lamiaceae
Product: ribosomal RNA small subunit methyltransferase, mitochondrial-like
Exons: 2
Coding region: 143-1234 (363 amino acids)
Biological process (GO): rRNA methylation
Cellular component (GO): mitochondrial matrix
Molecular function (GO): rRNA (adenine-N6,N6-)-dimethyltransferase activity
Source: RefSeq, a predicted model, not a curated record